GUACGUCGAAUCGUCGACCAUCUACGACCAUGCAAGUAAAAGGUUUCCAUUCAACGCUCUCAACUAGUAUUCCUCUACAUGCACGACAUGAAUAUGCAGCAUGCAACUUAUUUGUCCUCCAUGAACUUCCAGCCGAUAUUAUCAUUGACUCGUUUGAGCUCAAUGACCAUGGACUCUCCUUCCAGUUUGUGGGGAAUACGAAUCUGGAGCUACCCAUGUCCGGGGUAGCGAAUGAAUCAGGCUGGCUGUUGGUCGCCGUUAAGCCGGAGGCAGACUUGAUCGUGGUGGAUGUGCCUCUCCAUGUUAGAUACGGUGUGCCGCAGGAGGGUCAUGACCCUCGUCACAUUAUCCAGCUACCCCCUCCAACUUGUUUUUGGGCUUGUCCUUCCUCAUACAAAUCACUCCACAGCACACUCCCAUCACAGUCUCCCAAAUUUCACUUGCUUAAUUCAUCUGCUCAGUUCGAAAUCUUUCAGCACACAACUUCAUCAUUUCUCUCAUUUGACAUUCCUGUCGGCAACAUCAAUCACACCCUCUAUAUCGAGUUAUGUACCGUGACUGUGACCCUCCUUGCCUUCGUCUACGUUGUCCAGCACUGUUGGACAAUCUCCAAAACCCUCUAUUAUGUGCACCUCAAGAUGCAAUAGCUCCUUUUAGCACAGAGUAUAGAGAAAGGCAAGCAAAAUAUCAGUCUCG
This is a messenger RNA of Suillus discolor, 696 nucleotides long. Its product is annotated as PIG-X. Gene Ontology annotation, cellular component: endoplasmic reticulum membrane. Bases 30 to 647 code for a protein of 205 amino acids. The record is from RefSeq and is a predicted model, not a curated record. The transcript has 2 exons. NCBI's taxonomy places the organism in Eukaryota, Fungi, Basidiomycota, Agaricomycetes, Boletales, Suillaceae. Gene Ontology annotation, biological process: GPI anchor biosynthetic process.